CAGGAAGUCCCUCCCCUUCACAAACUCUCUUCUGAGGAAACGAAACUGAUCUGAGUCUCUGUGUCGUCUGUCUGUGUGAGAGUGAACAACCGUCCAAAUGGCUCAGCAGGGAGUUCUGCUGGACCAGGACCAGUUCUGUUGUUCUGUCUGUCUGGAUCUACUGAAGGAGCCAGUGGCUAUUCCCUGUGGACACAGUUACUGUAGGAGCUGUAUUGAGGGCUGCUGGGAUCAGGAUGUUCUGAAAGGGGUCUAUAGCUGUCCUCAGUGCAGAGAGACCUUCACUCCAAGGCCUACUCUGAGGAAAAAUAACAUGUUGGCUGAGCUGGUGGAGAAACUGAAGAAGACAGGACUCCAGGCUGCUCCCCCUCCUGCUCUGUGCUAUGCUGGACCUGGAGAUGUGGCGUGUGAUUUCUGCACUGGGACCAGGAAGCAGGAAGCCCUCAUGUCCUGUCUGGCGUGUCUGGCCUCUUACUGUGAGACUCACCUCCAACCUCACUAUGAAUGUCCUGCUUUGAAGAAGCACAAGCUGGUCAAAGCCACCGCACAACUACAGGAGAAGAUCUGCUCUCAUCAUGACAAACUGCUGGAGGUUUACUGUCGUACCGAUCAGCAGUGUAUCUGUCUGAUGUGUACAAUGGAUGAACAUAAAGGCCAUGAUACAGUGUCAGCUGCAGCAGAGAGGACGGAGAAACAGAGGCAGCUGGGGAUGAGUCAGCAGAAGGUCCAGCAGAGAUUCCAGGAGAGAGAGAAGGAGCUGAAGGAGCUCCAACAGGCUGUGGAGUCUUUCAAGCGCUCUGCACAGGCAGCAGUGGAGGACAGUGAUCAGAUCUUUACUGAGCUGAUCCGCUCCAUUGAGAGAAGGAGCUCUGAGGUGAAGGAGCUGAUCAGAGCCCAAGAGAAGGCUCAAGUGAGUCAAGCUGAAGGACUCCUGGAGCAACUGAAGCAGGAGAUAGCUGAGCUGAGGAAGAGAAGCACUGAGCUGGAGCAGCUCUCACACACAGAGGAUCACAUCCAUUUCCUCCAGAGUUAUCAGUCUCUCUCCAGUAUCAGUGUAUCUUCAGACUUACCCAGCAUCGUUGUCCGUCCUCUUCAGUACUUUGGAGAUGUGAGUAAGACUGUGUCUGAACUGAGAGAGAAACUAGAAGACUUCCUUAAAGGAGAAUGGACCAAGAUCUCCACUACAGUGAAUAUAGUGGAUGUUGUACUGCCUCCAGAGCCCAAGACCAGAGAACAGUUGUUACAAUAUUCCUGUCAGCUCACACUGGACCCAAACACAGCAAACACACACCUCUCUCUGUCUGAAGGGAACAGAAAGGUGACCUAUACAGGCCAAGUCCAACCAUAUCCUGACCAUCCAGACAGAUUCACCAACAACUACUGGCAGGUUCUGUGUAGAGAGGGUCUGUCUGGACGCUGUUACUGGGAGGUGGAGUGGACUGGGGUGUAUGUUUUUACAGCAGUCUCAUAUAAAGACAUCAGCAGAACAGGGACAGGUGGUGCAUUUGGAUACAAUAACAAGUCCUGGAGUUUACAGUACUCUAGAGGUGAUUAUUGUUUCAGACACAAUAAUGUUGGGACUAAAGUAUCAGGCCCUCAGUCCUCCAGAGUAGGAGUGUACCUGGAUCACAAGGCAGGUACUCUGUCCUUCUACAGUGUCUCUGACACAAUGACCCUCCUCCACAGAGUCCAGACCACAUUCACUCAGACCCUCUAUCCUGGGUUUAGGCUCAAUGGUACUGCUGAGCUGGUUAAACUGUAGUAGGGUCCACAUAGAUACUAGUCAUGCUGGUGUAGUCUAUAGCUGAGCUGGUUAAACUGUAGUAGGGUCCACAUAGA
Messenger RNA from Salvelinus namaycush (lake trout), 1836 nucleotides. Its product is annotated as tripartite motif-containing protein 16-like. The transcript is spliced from 6 exons. Gene Ontology annotation, molecular function: protein binding; zinc ion binding. The record is from RefSeq and is a predicted model, not a curated record. Bases 98 to 1759 code for a protein of 553 amino acids. Lineage: Eukaryota; Metazoa; Chordata; Actinopteri; Salmoniformes; Salmonidae.